Messenger RNA from Stylophora pistillata, 4893 nucleotides. RefSeq lists its product as uncharacterized. NCBI's taxonomy places the organism in Eukaryota, Metazoa, Cnidaria, Anthozoa, Scleractinia, Pocilloporidae. The record is from RefSeq and is a predicted model, not a curated record.
ACUGAUGGUGCAAAGUUCGUGUAGCAUUUAUAUCUUCAUUUGCAUUCAGCUGCUGAGAAAGAGAGGGAAAUCAGGGGUUCCUUAAGCAUAAUGAGUUCUCUGUUUCUCUGUUUCUUUAUUCUCUUGCCUUCUGUGGCAGCGUUGUGGAGUAAGACAAUUUUCGUCGCACCGAAUGGUAACGACUCGUCGAACUGUAAACAAGAUCAGCCUUGCAAGUCAAUUGACCGCGCUUUCGACGUAGCUUUUAAAGGAAGCGGUGCCAAUUCAACAUUAAUCAAAGUAGAAAGCGGCAAUUACACCUUGGAAAACAGCUCCCACUUCACAAACGUGGAUACCUUCGCUCUUGUUGGCCCUGGGGACGGCAAGGUAAGAAUUACUUGCGAGCCAAAUGUAGGCAUUUCGUUCGUUCUUUGUGAAAAUAUUACUUUCGAAAGAAUACAGCUACAAAGAUGUGGCGGAUGGCGAGAAAGUCCCGUGGGAGCAAACAAUUCGGCUCCUCUAGGACCCAAGGGUAACCGAGGUGUUCUCUUCAGGACCGUAUUGGACUUUCGAUAUUGUAGAAACUUGCGAUUCACCAAUGUUAAUGUAUCAAACUCGCCAGGGGUUGGAAUAAACUUCUUUAAUGUUGGAGGCGUUUUGAACUUAACGAACUGCAUAUUAGUCGACAAUAAAGGGGCAAACUCUAACAAAUCAAACGGGUCGCUGCAAGGAUUACCCUCUAAUAACUCUGAUGUCAUCAAAGAUGGAUAUGUGCUUUCAGGAGGUGGAGUUAUCUUAACUCUCAGCAAGUACGGAGAAUAUGGUUAUAAUGUCAGUCAAAGCAAACACGACUCGUUCCAACACAACAACAGCUACAUCUUCUCGAACUGCACUUUUCUCGGAAAUGAAGCAUUUGGAUGGGAUGUAAGUGAGAAAUACGAUCAAAAGAAGGAUCCCGGUCGAUCAGAAUUUAGCUUAGGUGCAGGUUUGGCGAUCAAUUUUAAAGGCAAUGCCAGCGACUGCCAAAUUCAAAUACAGUUUUGCUCAUUUAUUGGGAAUAAGGCUAUAUGGGGAGGAGCUCUAAACAUCGAAAUCAGAGAUGAGGUGGAAAGGAACCAUUUCAUGAUAAACAGCACUUUAUUUCGUAACAAUUCUGGUACACUAGAAGGCGGAGGAGUUCGGAUUGGCAAUUUACAAACACGGGCUGUAUGGAUUAAUACGUUUAUCUUUGAUAACUGUACAUUCACAAACAACAGAGCCAUUUGGGGUGGUGGUAUGUCAUUGUAUGGAAGUCCUAUUUCGAGUUCUGCCAAGACUCAAGUCAUGGCGAAGUUCAACCUUAGUAUCUGGCGUGACAACCGAGGAACAGUAGGAUCCGCAUUAGCGGUCAUGUUUGAUCAAGAAGACCAGACUGAAUCGGGAACUCCAUUUUCGAUCAGCUUCAAAGACUGCACGUUUACUGGAAACCAAGUUGUCAUUCUAGAUGAAGGUGUUAUGAUAGGAGAAGGUGCGUUGUACAGCGAUGGAGUAACCCUUAACUUUACAGGAAAAACCUCGUUCAAAAACAACACAAACACGGCAUUGUCCUUGGAUGGUUCGAGGAUAAAGAUAAACGAUCAUGUGGAUUUUGUAAAUAAUAAAGGUUACAGAGGAGGGGCCAUAGCAAUGCGCGGCUAUUCUAAAAUAAUUUUCCGGAAGAAUUCAAACUUAUCUUUUUACAAUAAUUCCUGCGAACACAAGGGAGGAGCAUUGUACAUUGAAACUCCUGGAUCUCCAAUGGUGGCCUUUAACGCAACUGGUGUGAACUUUCAUAAUUGCUUUUUCGGAUAUGAAGGCAAAGACGACUUUCAAAACUGGGAAACAAAUGUACUUUUUAAAGGAAAUGAAGCAGUUGAUGAUAAAAAAGGAAACUCAGUAUAUGCAACAACUCUUCGGAACUGUCGACAGCCUGGUGAGUCUCGGAACAACAACACAGUGCUGAAAUGGAAAUUCAUCCAUUUCAAAACUUUAAAUGGUACGAAUUCCUCGAGAAAGAAAGAAGUUGCAACUGAUGCUGUUAAUAUUCAUUUCAAUCGAGCAGAUUGGGAAGUUGCUCCAGGAGAAGUGUUCAACGCAACGGUUGAGUUAGUGGACGAAAUAAACAACACCGUCGUUGGAAUUGUGGACAUUGAUAUCGAAAUUCCUCCAAAUGCAACACCAGUUAAACUUGGCACAACCUCUACGGUCUUCCUGGCUGACGGAAAUAUAUCUUCUCUAAGUCUGGCUGGAAAGAGCGGGAGUGUGUUCACGGUUGUUCUGCGGUACAUGGGAAGAGAACUAUUACAGCAUAAAAUAGCAAACGUGUUUUUGCGGGACUGCUACCCUGGCUUUUAUUAUGAGAAAACCCUAUGGAGUUGUGUUUGUAUGACGAACUCCUCUGGAAUAGCGGGCUGUGACUUACAUAAAAAGACUUUUUACUUGAAAUAUGGCUAUUGGGCAGGGAAAGUACAUGGUGAAUUCACAACACAUCUCUGCCCAGAUGGAUACUGUACCACUCUGAAGUCCAUUUCUCCAGCUGACUAUAUAUAUAACGGGACAGUGUGCAAAAAAGGCAGAAAUCAGACGAGCGUACUUUGUGGCAAAUGCAAGACUGAUUACAGUGUCAUGUUUGGAAGCGAACGGUGUUUACCCGGUUGCACCAAUCGAUGGCUAUGGAUGAUUAUUGUCUAUGUAAUGGCCCUUAUUGCAGUUACUUGCUUUGUGUUGUUGGUUAAUCCGAAUCUGUCAGGGGGACACCUAAAUGCUUGUUUGUACUCAUACCAAAUUAUGAAAACACUCACCCCAGAAGGGUUUACUUUCGAUCCUUUCAUUGAAUUUCUUAUUGCACUGACUAACAUUCAAGUUAAUGUUGGACAUGGCGUUUGUUUCGCUGCUGGUUUGAGCAAUGUUGACAAGUUAGCCAUAUCGGCUCUCUUUCCAAUCGCUGAAAUAAUUCUUAUAUUGCCUUUGUUAAACUGGGUUUUGAUUAAAACUUGGAGCAGAGGCUUGGACUGGCUAGUCGAUAGAAUGAGUGACAGAGAGCGUUGUCGUUAUGGUUGUUUCUGCAGAAACGCACUUGUGAGCUGGCUAGAGUUCUUUUCUGCUUCAUUCAGAAGACGCAUAGAGAAUGGGUUUGACCACGCCUACUGCACCAUAGUAGUAUUGUGCUAUGUCGACAUAACCAACAUUGCACUGCGUCUCUUGCAUUUCGUCCAAGUUGGUAAGCGGUGGGUGUUGUUUGAUGAUGGCAAUGUUGAAUUCAUUGACAGCGUUUGGCACGGUAUGUUCGUAACUGGCGCUAUUUUCAUUUUGCUGUUCGUCAUUUGUUUCACGUUGAGACUUGUCAUCUACCCAGAUAAGUCAAACUUACGACUAGAAACCUUGCAUGUUUGUUUUAAGCCUGGAUAUCGCUCUUUUGUGGCUUAUUACCUUGUUUGUCGACUGGUGCUGUUGGUAAUAAGCACUUUUAUGCCUACUGGUACUUUGAAAACCUCGUUGUUGCAGUUGUUUUGCAUGCUCUUUAUGUUUGCCGUCGCAACUAUGAGGCCUUACACAGAGAGGCACCGUGGUGGAAAUGGAGAAGAGGCUCCACGGGGAAGUAAAUUUACGGAAGGAAGAGAAGGCGUCAGUGAAACACCAGCCUUUGACCAAGAACUAAUCCGUGUAGGUGCGGGUGGCGACGAAGUGGUAGAAGCACAAACAAUGGCAACUCAGGGUAACUCCGGAGGAGAGCAGAAUUCAAGAAGAGGCUCGACAGGAGGUUCCCAACAAGUAGCAAAUCAUCACACUGCGCCUAAGAAUGAAGGAGAAGAGGCAGAGAGACCUAGUCACCAAGAAGAGGAAGGGGAUCAUAGAAAUACUGGUGAGGAGAAAAUGGAAAACCUGUACAUCAAUGAGUCUGACCUUGUGAUCUUAAUGACGCUGAGUGCCAUUGCAGUUUUAAGUAUUCUCUGCAUCGACACAGGACCCCAAACAGAAGUCUCUAAAACUAGAACAGAAGUCUCCAAAACUACUGUCAGGGGUUUCCAAUGGUGUGUUAGCAUUUUGGCAUACGUCCCUCUGGUAAUGGCUUUGCUUCCAUACAUCUUUUAUUUACGACGCCUACUACAGCGGUAUAGCCGCGAGAAAAAGCCGCAUCAUAUCCCUGAGCCACACGUACAGGUUGUAUCAUCUCUGCCACCUUCCCGUUUAACUGAGCGCCGCCCCGAAGAAAGAGAUGAUCUUUCAAGUGAGCGAACGCCACUUAUAGGAAACAGAGAAGAUGCAGAUUCUCACCAAAGUAGCAGAUUUUAUACAACGCCCUAGAGCCUUCCAGUACGUCAGAGUUGCCAGAGAUGAAUUGUACUUAGCUACGAAUCAUGAAGAAGCUGACGUCUCAGUGAUUUGAAAUAAAGAAGGACUGAAUAGCUUCUAACGUAGUUCAAAAACAAUCAUCACGGACCAAAAACAGUUUGACCUUUGACUCUUUAAUUUUGUACUAAUGCUUUUGUUAUUUUAGGAACCUUACAGUCCGUUUUUCUUUAAAAUAGUGAUUUCACGUUAAAAAAACUGAUACUUGAUCAGUAUUAUUUCAUUUGCAAUCAGCGAUCUAUUAAAGCAUGCGUGGCACAGUUAGAGAUAAACUUUUAUAUUGAGGUUAAGUAUUAAUUGUUUAUAUGUUGACGAGACUCUCCAGAACAUGCAUAAUAAGCUCUAGUGUAGUCGAUCAAAAAUUACGAUGAUUGAUUUGUAUCUGUAAUUAGCGGAACAUAUCAGUAGUUCAACCAGCAUUUAACAGGUUAGGUUAUGAUUAAGCAAGGAUUUUUUCUACAGCUGAAGGUAGUUUUUCCUUAUGUGGGAUCUGUGACUUUGUCGAUUACCAAAUUUCUACUUUAUUAAAACAAAUAUUUUCCCUUU